UUACAAUUUUCUUCAUUACAGUCAUUGCAUAACCGCCCAAAAGAAAACAUACAACACUCAAAAUGGUUUUGCCCGAAGGUCUUGCCAAGAACAUGGAAAAAUUCCAAGCCAAGAGCACCCUGCCCGUUUUCUUGAAGGGUGGCCCAGCCGAUAAGGCCUUGUUUGGCCUUACCGUUGGCCUCUGCGGUGUUGGUCUUUUGGGUAUUUUACAUAUGGUCUACAGCUUGGGUUUCGCCAAGAAGUCGAGUUAA
Messenger RNA from Musca vetustissima, 251 nucleotides. RefSeq lists its product as uncharacterized. The record is from RefSeq and is a predicted model, not a curated record. Gene Ontology annotation, biological process: mitochondrial electron transport, cytochrome c to oxygen. Lineage: Eukaryota; Metazoa; Arthropoda; Insecta; Diptera; Muscidae. The coding region runs from base 63 to 251 and encodes 62 amino acids. The transcript is spliced from 2 exons.